AUGUAUCGACAAAUCUUUGUGGCUGCCAACCAUUGUUGCUAUCAGCGUAUUGUUUGGAGAGAAGACGAAAGCACACCUAUCAAGCACUAUGAGCUUUCCACGGUAACAUACGGCACGUCUAGUGCACCAUUCUUGGCAGUGAGAGUCCUGGAUCAGUUAGCUCACGACCACCAACACGAGUUUCCCACAGCUGCAAGGAUCUUGAAGGAGCAAUUUUAUGUGGACGACGUACUGACAGGAGCACACACAGAAGAAGAGCUAAUUCGCAAUCAAAAAGAGCUGAUCCAAUUAAUGAAAUGUGCAGGCAUGGAACUUGGCAAAUGGGUUUCCAAUUCAUCACGUAUCACUGACCGAGCUACUUCUACAACCGAGGUACAAGACAAAGGAUCCAAUCCUACAGCAAAGGUUCUUGGCAUUCAUUGGAAUCCAGAAGAGGAUACGUUAUCCUACAAAGUUUGCCUUACACCAAACCCGGACAACACCAAACGCCAAGUGCUUUCUGACGUGGCACGCAUCUUUGACCCGCUGGGUAUUCUGUCGCCAGUGGUGGUGCAGCUUAAAAUUUUGUUUCAAGAAUUGUGGUUACUGGAUCUCGGCUGGGACACGGAGCUUCCUCCAAAAAUUACUGACUGGUGGAACAAAUGCCGUAACGACUUAUACAUACUUCAAGAACUACGCCUGCCACGAUUUGUAGAAAACAAUGGGGAUCACAUCGAACUGCAUGGAUUCUCAGAUGCCUCCAUUAAGGCAUAUUCCGCAGUCAUCUACAGCAGAGUGGUACGAGCAGAUGGCACCGUAUCUGUUUCACUCAUAGCGGGAAAAACCAGAGUAGCUCCGCUGAAGCAGCAAUCCUUACCGCGUCUCGAGCUCUGUGGCGCUUUGCUACUCAGCAGACUAAUAUUAUCAGUCAAGGAUUCUCUGCAACACAAGAACAUCAAAAUACACGCAUGGUGUGAUUCAACCAUAGUUUUGGCUUGGCUUUCACAUCCACCAUCGAAGCUCAAAACAUUUGUAGCAAACAGGUCUUCAGAAAUACUCGACGCGUUGCCGCGCAGUUCAUGGCAUCAUGUAAACACAAAGGAGAAUCCGGCGGACUGCGCCACACGAGGAAUGCUUGCUGCAGACCUUCUCCAUUUCGACUUAUGGUGGAUGGGACCUUCAUGGCUGCAAGAUCCAGAAAAGCUUUCGGUAAAGUUGAGCUGUACAAAGUUCCGUUCUUCCCUUUCAGAUAAUCCUGGCAAGGAAGAAGUCAAGUCCACCGCAUUAACCACUCAGCAAGGCGGCUCAUUUUCACCAAUCGAAGCGUUGACUCAGCGGGUCUCGUCCUGGACAAAACUGGUUCACGUUGUAGCUUACGCAUUACGCUUCAUCCAAAGGACCAGGGCCAUUAAAACUGUAGCGCUGACAAAUGGGGCAAGACUCACCUAUGAAGAGAUUCAGGCUGCUCGCAUUCUUUGCCUGCAAGAGGCUCAGAAAUGCUUCAUGGAGGAUCGUAAUCUUCUGGCGGAAAAUAAACAACUUCGCAGCCGCUCCCAGUUGAUCAAGCUCUCACCGUUUGCCGGCAAGGAUGGCCUCCUUCGAGUUGGUGGACGCUUGGGCAACUCACAAUUACCAGCUGACGUCAAACAUCCUAUAUUGCUUCCGAAAUCGCACCGCAUCACAAGGAUGAUUUUGGAACACGAACACAUUGCAAAUCUACAUCCAGGAGUGUCUGCUUUGUUUGUAAUUACGCGUCAAAAAUAUUGGAUUUUCGGCGCGCGUAACCUAAUAAGGAACCUGGUACACAACUGCAUAAAGUGCUUUCGCCAACGCAAUAUCACCGAGCACCAAUUCAUGGCCGAUCUACCAGGGAUUCGUAUAACGGAGGCUCUACCCUUCCAGCACUCAGGCUGCGAUUACGCUGGACCAUUCAUCCUCAAGGAAAGGAGAGGGCGCAAUCCCCGAAAAACUAAGGGCUACAUAUGUCUCUUCGUCUGCCUUGUAACAUCCGCCAUACAUUUGGAACUGGCCACCGAUCUUAGCACAGACACAUUCCUGGCAUGUCUUCGGCGUUUCAUGUCCCUUCGAGGAAAAUGUUCGCAAAUCUUCAGCGACAACGGCACGAAUUUUGUUGGUGCCAAACGGGCUCUAGAUGAGAUGCAGCAACACCUAUCUUCGCAGGAGCAUCAACACACCGUAACUCAAUCGUUGGCUAAUGAUGGAAUUAAGUGGAGUUUCAUACCUCCCCAUUCGCCACAUUGGGGAGGGAAGUGGGAGUCAUCAGUACGUUCAGUUAAAUUACAUCUGAGACGCGUUGUGGGAAAAGCCGUUCUAACCUUUGAACAGAUGCAAACUCUGAUUGUUCAGAUCAGUGCAGUGGUAAACUCAAGACCGUUAUGCUACACACCUGACACUGACCUCACCUACUUGUCUCCGGCCCACUUUUUAAUUGGCCGCCCAUUCACAACAGUUCCAGAGGGUGAUCUAACUCAUUUGCCGAUCAAUCGCUUAGACUACUGGCAGCAUUUACAAUCAAUGUACCAGGGCUUUUGGAAGCGCUGGCACCAGGAAUAUUUAACAUCGCUGCAGCAACGUCAAAAGUGGAACAACAAGGAACAUAACAUCGCAGUCGGCAAUGUAGUCCUGGUAAAGGACUCAAAUCUCCCACCCGCAGCUUGGAUUCUCGCCCGUGUAUUGGAGGCUCAUCAUGGACCAGAUGGACUUGUACGCGCUGUGAAACUUAAGACGUCUACCGGAGAGAUGACGCGACCCAUCACCAAGCUAGCUUUGCUGCCUAAUUCAGAAACCAUGUUUCAGGGUGGCCCGGGAUGUUGA
Drosophila rhopaloa is the source of this 2814-nucleotide messenger RNA. RefSeq lists its product as uncharacterized. The record is from RefSeq and is a predicted model, not a curated record. NCBI's taxonomy places the organism in Eukaryota, Metazoa, Arthropoda, Insecta, Diptera, Drosophilidae. Gene Ontology annotation, biological process: DNA integration. Gene Ontology annotation, molecular function: nucleic acid binding. The coding region runs from base 1 to 2814 and encodes 937 amino acids. The transcript has a single exon.